This is a messenger RNA of Ophidiomyces ophidiicola, 1260 nucleotides long. RefSeq lists its product as uncharacterized. Lineage: Eukaryota; Fungi; Ascomycota; Eurotiomycetes; Onygenales; Onygenaceae. The coding region runs from base 1 to 1260 and encodes 419 amino acids. The record is from RefSeq and is a predicted model, not a curated record. The transcript is spliced from 2 exons.
AUGGCCCCAAAAUUCUACUACAAAUUGCCCCCUGGCGCGAAGGGAACCGACCAGUUUUUCCUCAUAUAUCAACAUCACAAACACAGGGCCAAGGAGGCAGAAGCUUUGACGCUUUUGCGUAGAGUCGCUUCUUUGGUCAAACCUAUUAUGCGUCAACGCUCGUGGAAGGUCCACACACUCUCAGAGUUCUAUCCUUCAACUGCUAGGUUAUUGGGAUUGAAUGUCAACCAUGGCGAAAAGAUUUGUCUCCGUCUCAGGCAACACUAUGAUGAACGGGUGUUUCUUCCCUAUGAGGAAAUAGUUGAUACGAUGCUUCAUGAAUUGUGCCAUAUUGUUCAUGGCGAGCACAAUGCAAAGUUUCAUGCUCUUUGGAAUCAACUCCGACUGGAAUGUGAACGGCUCAUUCGAAAUGGCUAUACUGGGGAAGGCUUCCUCUCCGAAGGAAGGCGACUCGGUGGUCGAGAAGCACCAUUUGAUGCGACCCGAAGGAUCGCCGCAAUCUCUGCGCCGCCGGCAGCUACCGGGAAGAGACCCAGUGUUUUUACCACUGUACCUGGCCAAAAGCUAGGAGGCACCCCUGCUUGGGGAAAUAUGGACAUGAGAAAACUCAUUACGGAUGCUGCAGAAAAACGUAGAAAGAUAAACGAAGGCUGUGCAAGCGGUACCCAGGCAGGCCAAAGUCUAGCAGAAGAGGCCUUGCGAAAUGGAUUCAAAACACAAGCAGAAGAAGACGAUGCAAAUGAUCGUGCAAUAAUACAGUCCUUCAUCGACCUGAUUCAGCAAGAAGGAAAGGAACGUUAUGGGAAUUCAUAUAUCCCCCCUAGCGCUGCUAACCCUGUUGGCCCGCAAUCUGCCAAACAAGUAUCGGCCCCCCAGAGUGCCUGCUCCCAUGAUUUUCCCGCUCCGCAGCCAGGAAGAAUCGAGGACGAUGCGUAUGGCUAUGCUUGGAGUUGUCCGCGAUGCACCCUAGCUAACCCGCCGAUGUUCUUAUGCUGUGAGGCGUGCGGCCAGGAAAGACCUACAGUUGUUGAUGUUGCUUCUUCUGAUAGCCUGGCCCCUGGUCAAAAGCGUCGCAUCGUUCACUCUGGUGAUUUUUCUGAUAGCUAUCAGCGGAGCAAAUCGCAGAAAUCCCAAAACGAUUCUGCAUAUACUGGAAUCCCCGAGCCAAGCGAAUGGGGUUGUCACAGAUGCGCAAAGUUUAGGGACCGCGAGUGGUGGGCCUGUUCGUCUUGCGGUUCGCUAAAAGCAUCGCCAUCAUGA